Ornithorhynchus anatinus (platypus) is the source of this 1800-nucleotide messenger RNA. RefSeq names its product solute carrier family 38 member 5 (gene SLC38A5). Gene Ontology annotation, biological process: serine transport; L-histidine transmembrane transport; glycine transport. The record is from RefSeq and is a predicted model, not a curated record. NCBI's taxonomy places the organism in Eukaryota, Metazoa, Chordata, Mammalia, Monotremata, Ornithorhynchidae. Gene Ontology annotation, molecular function: L-glutamine transmembrane transporter activity; glycine transmembrane transporter activity.
CGUCGGCGGGCUUCCCCCUCGGCCGAAGGGACGGCAGCUCCGCUCGGGCAGCAGCGAGGAGCGGGUGCGGGGCUUUGCAGCGGCCGAGCCCGGACCUUCCCCGGACUCCCCCCCCCCGACCUUUGACCCCUGACCCCCGCGCCCCCUCCCCUAGGCCAGCCCGCUCCCGCAGCCCCCCGGAGGACCGGCCGGCAGGGGAGCCACUCCAAAGAAGCCACAGCUCCAGCUCCCCCAUCCCCGCUAGCCUGCCCCGUGGACUAGGCCGCACCCAGCCCAGCGUUCCCGGGUCACAUGUCCAAGAUGGAGCUGCAGAAACUAGGAGAGGCCGAGAGCCGGGAACUGAUGAACGGGAGUCUCCCACAGAGCCACAAGGUGCCAAUGGAGUCCGGCUACAAGACCACAGAAGUCCCUGAGCAGGAGGGCUUUCUGCCCCACACCCAUUACCAGAAGUCCUCGCAAUUCACAGACUUUGAAGGGAAGACAACGUUUGGGAUGUCAGUGUUCACCUCAAGCAAUGCCAUCAUGGGCAGCGGCAUCCUGGGCCUGGCGUAUGCCAUGGCCAACGGCAUCCUGCUCUUCCUCAUCCUCCUGGUCUGCAUCGCGCUGCUGUCCUCCUACUCCAUCCAUCUGCUGCUCAAAUGUGCUGGGGUGGUGGGGAUCCGGGCAUAUGAGCAGCUGGGGCAGAGGGCGUUUGGCCCAGCAGGCAAGGUGGUGGCUGCUGUCAUUAUCUCCAUACACAACAUCGGAGCCAUGUCCAGUUACCUCUACAUCAUCAAGUAUGAGCUUCCUCUGGUGAUCAAGACUUUCCUGGAUACGGAGAGUUCUGGAGAGUGGUUCCUGGACGGAAACAUUCUGAUCGUCAUCGUCAGUAUCUUCAUAAUUCUUCCUUUGGCCCUCUUGAAGCAUCUGGGCUACCUGGGCUACACCAGCGGCCUGUCCCUCACCUGCAUGGUGUUCUUCCUCAUCUCGGUGAUCUAUAAGAAGUUCCAGAUCCCAUGCCCUCUGCUCAUCACAUCCCCUGACCAGAACUCUGGACACUACAACGGUAGCUUAAACAGCACACACCUCAUGAUUAACAUCAGCACCCCCAAAGCCGACGAGGCCGUCUGCACGGCCAAGAUCUUCACCGUCAACUCCCAGACAGCCUACACCAUCCCAAUUCUGGCCUUCGCCUUCGUCUGCCACCCCGAGGUUCUGCCGAUCUACACUGAGCUGCGCAGUGCCUCCAAGAAGCGGAUGCAGGGAGUUGCGAACAUGUCCAUCCUUUCCAUGUUCUUCAUGUACGGGCUCACCGCCAUCUUUGGCUACCUGACCUUCUACGGGAAAGUGGAAGCCGAGAUGCUUCAUACGUACAGCCAAGUGAACCAGAAGGAUCUGCUCAUCUUGUGCGUGCGGCUGGCUGUUCUCAUGGCGGUGACCCUGACGGUGCCUGUCGUUCUCUUCCCGAUCCGCAGGGCCAUCCAGCAGCUCCUUUUCCACCAGAAGGACUUCAGCUGGAUCCGCCAUAUUGCCAUUGCCAUCAGCCUCCUCUUCAUAGUUAAUCUGUUGGUCAUCCUCAUCCCCAACAUCCGAGACAUCUUUGGGGUGAUUGGAGCCACCUCGGCCCCCAGCCUCAUCUUCAUCCUCCCUAGCAUCUUUUACAUCCGCAUCAUCCCCAAUGAGAAGGAGCCGUUGAGUUCGCGCCCCAAGAUGCAGGCGGCCUGCUUUGCAGCCUUGGGCUUCAUCUUCAUGAUCAUGAGUCUCAGCUUCAUCAUCGCCGACUGGGUGACCACAGGCAAGAGCAGCACAGGGGGCCACUGA